AUGCAUGCUUCUGUAGGUGAGGAUCUGAUAUCUGUGUUCGAGUCAUUGAUAUCGGAAGGAACUGUGUAUGUUUUUACAUACUUUGGAGUUAACAACAACUGUGGGUUGUAUCGCACAACAUCGCAUCAAUUUCGGUUAUUUUUUCAAGAUAGAACUACUGUCUUACCCUCUUUCUGUGAUGCAAUACCAUUAUAUGGUAUUAAGUUGGUCCCUUUUAGGGAAAUUAUGGGAUACUCUCCUCAUCAUCCUUUUUUGGUUGACGUUGCUGGAGUUAUGGCCGGCGUAGAGGGUGAGAGAAAAUACAUGAACGAUGGCAAACUUAUUAACAUGAUGGUCAUUCGUAUUGAGAAUGACGGUUUACAGCUUAAUAUUGUUGUUCUUGGAGAGAUGGUGGACCGGAUCAAGAAUUUUCUAGCAUCGGGCGAUCAACAACUGCCAAUAGUUAUUCUUCAAUUUGCAAGAGUAAAAAAUACUGGAGGUACCAAUAUUGUGCAGAACAUUAUGUAUGGUACUAGACUCUUGAUAAAUCCAGAUAUUCCUGAGGCUUUGAUGCUUCGAAAAAGUGUGUACUAUAGAGAGAUCUCGCAGUACCUGUCUGUAGUUUCUGGCAAACCAGCAUAUCUUGAUGAAGAUGAAGUUUUAUAUUCCAUUGGGAGGAAGACAAUAAAGGAGUUACGUGCUGCAGCGGAUGUUGGAUUCUAUGUUGUUCGGGCCACUGUUCUUGAUGUUGAACCCGUUCCAAGUUGGUGGUAUAAAUCAUGUGUUUGCAGCGUGAAGGCAGAAGCUAAUGCGGAUGAAUACUUCUGCGAUGGCUGUAAUAGGGAUGUGAAUAAUGUGGUUGACAGGUAUUACUCUAAUUAG
Molecule: messenger RNA, 861 nt
Organism: Arachis stenosperma
Lineage: Eukaryota; Viridiplantae; Streptophyta; Magnoliopsida; Fabales; Fabaceae
Exons: 6
Coding region: 1-861 (286 amino acids)
Source: RefSeq, a predicted model, not a curated record